GGGAGGGACUCGCGGCGCCUGCGCAGAGCGGCGGCUUCUCUCGCGAGGACGGACGCCAUUAUCGCAUCUCCCCGACAAACACCACGAGAAUUCCGCAGCCCACACGUGACAGGAGCCCGGUCCCGCGUGAGUUUGAUUCCUGUGCCUCGCCCGGCCUCGCGCCGCCGUUCUGGAUGAUGUCAGAACAGGACCUGGCGGACGUGGUGCAGAUCGCCGUGGAGGAGCUGAGCCCCGAUCACCCAGUUGUGCUGGAGAAUCAUGUCGUGACAGACGACGAUGAGCCAGCUUUGAAACGCCAGCGGCUAGAGAUCAGCUGCCAGGACCCGUCCAUAAAGUCAUUCCUGUACUCCAUCAACCAGACUAUCUGCUUGCGACUGGACAACAUCGAGGCCAAGCUGCACGCGCUCGAGGCCACUUGUAAGUCACUGGAGGAGAAGCUGGACCUGGUCACCAACAAGCAGCACAGCCCCAUCCAGGUGCCCAUGGUGGCGGGCUCGCCACUCGGCGCCACCCAGACGUGCAACAAAGUGCGAUGCGUCGUCCCCCAGACCACAGUAAUUCUCAACAGUGACCGGCAGAGCGCCAUUGUAGCCAAGACGGAAGACCCCCUGGGCAGCAGGGCGCCGGAGCCCCUGGAAAAUAUCCUUAGCAACGCGGUUCCUGGCCGUCGGCAGAACACCAUCGUGGUCAAGGUGCCGGGUCAGGAGGACGGCCAUGAGGACGGGGAGAGCGGGUCCGAGGCCAGCGACUCCGUGUCCAACUGCGGACAGUCUGGAAGCCAGAGCAUCGGCAACAACGUCACCCUCAUCACCCUGAACUCGGAAGAGGACUACCCCAAUGGCACGUGGCUGGGGGACGAGAACAACCCCGAGAUGCGGGUGCGCUGCGCCAUCAUCCCGUCCGACAUGCUGCACAUCAGCACCAACUGCCGCACGGCCGAGAAGAUGGCGCUCACGCUGCUGGACUAUCUCUUCCACCGCGAGGUGCAGGCCGUCUCCAACCUCUCGGGCCAGGGCAAGCACGGCAAAAAGCAGCUCGACCCCCUCACCAUCUACGGCAUCCGGUGUCAUCUCUUCUAUAAGUUUGGAAUCACGGAAUCUGACUGGUAUCGAAUCAAACAGAGCAUCGACUCUAAGUGUCGGACGGCUUGGCGGCGGAAACAGCGGGGCCAGAGCCUGGCCGUCAAGAGCUUCUCCAGGAGAACCCCGUCCUCCUCCUCCUAUGGAGCCGCAGAGACCAUGAUGAGCACGCCGCCACCCACCAGCGAGAUGCAGCAGCCCCCGCCACAGGCCCUGCACUACGCGCUGGCCAACGCCCAGCAGGUCCAGAUCCACCAGAUCGGAGAGGACGGGCAGGUCCAAGUAAUCCCACAGGGCCACCUGCACAUCGCCCAGGUGCCUCAAGGGGAGCAGGUGCAGAUCACGCAGGACAGCGAGGGCAACCUGCAGAUCCACCACGUGGGACAGGAUGGGCAGGUGCUGCAGGGGGCCCAGCUGAUCGCCGUGGCUUCUUCAGACCCUGCUGCCACAGGCGUGGACGGCUCUCCCCUCCAGGGCAGUGACAUCCAGGUCCAGUACGUCCAGCUGGCGCCAGUGACUGACCACACCACGGCAGCUCAGACGGCCGACUCCCUGCAGCCCACCCUGCAGCCCGAGAUGCAGCUUGAGCACGGAGCCAUCCAGAUCCAGUGAGGUGGCCAGCUGGCCAGACAGGACCCGAUAUGGGGCCGCCACCGGCUCCCACCACCACACCGUUCGUUCCACACGUGCCCGGCCCCUCGGCUUCGCAGGAGGCGGCUGCGCGUGUCCUGCUGGAGGGCGUCUGGGUGCCCCGCCCGCGGGGGAGAGCGUCCAGGAACACCCCGCAGCGCCCCCGGGGCCCCGUUCCUUGAGCACCUGCCGUGCCCGGAGCGGGAGCAGAAGCACAGCGCGGUCGCAUCAGUGCACGCGGGAAAUCGAGAACUACAAUAUUUUUCUCUGUUCAGACAGCUUUUUUUAAUUUGCUAUGGUGUUUAUAACAAAAAAGAAAAUUGAAAAAAAAAUGGAGGAGCAGAAGCCCUUUGCUGUGCGCUCUCCCAGUGUAACGAGAACAGGUAUCUGCCGAAGACGACUAACGAUUUUGAUGGCAAUCCCGCUUCCUGCUUUUCUAGGGGGACCUCCCAGCACUGUAGCUGUGCGUUUCUAAUGAAAUAAAUGUAUUUAUGACCA
This is a messenger RNA of Camelus dromedarius (Arabian camel), 2207 nucleotides long. It is a transcript of the gene BANP, whose product is annotated as BTG3 associated nuclear protein. Gene Ontology annotation, biological process: protein localization to nucleus; negative regulation of protein catabolic process. NCBI's taxonomy places the organism in Eukaryota, Metazoa, Chordata, Mammalia, Artiodactyla, Camelidae. The record is from RefSeq and is a predicted model, not a curated record. Gene Ontology annotation, molecular function: DNA binding. Bases 174 to 1691 code for a protein of 505 amino acids. The transcript has 13 exons.